Molecule: messenger RNA, 3567 nt
Organism: Alligator mississippiensis (American alligator)
Lineage: Eukaryota; Metazoa; Chordata; Crocodylia; Alligatoridae
Gene: TMEM204
Product: transmembrane protein 204
Exons: 3
Coding region: 874-1554 (226 amino acids)
Source: RefSeq, a predicted model, not a curated record
CCUUUCAGGAAACACAUCCUGUUAGCAUUUGACUGCCGUGGCAGUGGCUCUGUUUGUUGCAGUCGGCUACGCCCUGAGGCUCACCAAAAACAGCCACAAAAACAACCAUUUCCUCUUAGUGAGAGACAGGGGAAAAAAAACUUCCUUACAGCAAAGGUUGUGUUCUCCAGCCUCUGCCACUCGCUGCUCUGACAUUCACGGAGGAACACAGAGAGGAGCAGAUUCCUCAGAAUACUUUGAACUUCCAGAGGUCCUUUAGGAUGAAAGCAUUCACUUCGAGUUUGGCUUGGCUUGGAGAAUGACAUUUCUCUCCGUUUGUGGGAUGUUCUGAAUUAAGUGUCUGGAAAGGCUUGCAGAGCUGCUGCUUGCUGCCGGUGCCUGAUUCCUACGUGAGUCCCUAUCAUCCCCUUGGUCUGCGCUCUGGAAGGUUGAGGCACCCUGUUUGCAAGCAUUCCAGCCUCCCUCAUCCCAGGGAUACCCCAGGGUUUACCACUUCAAAACUCUGGAUUCUUUCUGGAUUCACCUUGCCCUACAAGGAAUGGACCUCCCUGUCCUUCAGUUCAUCACAGGACUGGCUUUGCUCAUCAAAGUGCAGGAAGGUGGAUAAAGCACAGCUUGGGAGGACAGAGACCUACAAGCUCUCUUUUGCAUUCAUAUUUUAUGGAAUUCUCCUACCUACCUCACAGUGCUCUCAAUUGCUUGAUCAGAAACACCUUAGGAGUUGACUUUGAGAAUGAACGGUGAUGUCCUCUAGCCACUCAUAAACAUCCUACUGUAGCUGCCUUCCAUUUCAAGUCCUCCUUCAAUGUGCUGCAGCUGAUCAGGACCUCGGAUCUUCUGCAAUUAGAGACUGGCAGCAGCUGACAGUCAGAUAUGAUUGUCCAGAAACUGGUAGCCACAGCUGUGUUCGUAGCCCUGGUCUCACUUAUUCUUAAUAAUGCAGCUGCUUUUACUCCCAACUGGGUAUACCAGACCCUGGAGGAUGGGCGAAAACGCAGUGUGGGGCUCUGGAAGAUGUGUUGGCUGGCAGAGAAGGGGAGAGGAGGUGCAGGCACAGGUGCCAGACAUGGGCAAGGGGAGGAACGCCAGUGUGAAGCCCUGGGCUGGGGUUCAGAAUCUGCUGGGUUCCAAGAAUCUCGGAGCACUGUCAAACUGCAAUUUGACAUGAUGCGUGCCUGUAACCUAAUUGCUACAGUUGCCUUGACUGCUGGUCAGCUCAUUUUCGUCUUGGGGCUGGUGGAACUGCCAAUUAUUUCUCAGGAUACCCAGUGGUGGGAGGAAGCCAUAGCUGCCGUGUUCCAACUUGCCAGUUUUGUUCUUGUCAUUGGAUUGGUGACAUUCUAUCGUAUUGGGCCUUAUACCAACCUGUCAUGGUCCUGCUACCUGAAUAUUGGGGCCUGCCUCCUGGCUACAUUGGCAGCUGCCAUUCUGAUAUGGAACAUCCUGCACAGGCGAGAGGACUGCAUGGCACCCCGGGUCAUUGUCAUCAGCCGCACCCUGACUGCUCGAUUCCGCCGAGGGCUGGAGAAUGACUAUGUUGAGUCACCGUGCUGAGAGCAUGGGUUUGAGAGGGGAGAGCCCUCUGACAAGACUUGCAUUGGAAUUGUUUCUAUAAAUAUAUGCUGUAAUUUAAAACUAAGUUUUGAAGAAUGUCACAAAGCUCAUUUCUUGUGGAUAGAGGUCCUCAGUUAUUAUUUGGAUGGGCUUCAUCUAUAUACAUAUGUAUAAUACACAUAAUUUUAUAUAUUAUACAUUACUUUUUUCUCUCCUGUACAGUGCAGAAACAUAAGAUUGUCAUCAUGAUUAUCCUGAUGCAGUUUCACAGUUUUAAAUCUAGGGAUUCCAAUUGUGGCAGAGACAUACAGAGUAAUAGUAGUGAAGGUAUGGAAAAAGGGCAAUUGGGCUACAUUUUCUCCUUGUCCUGGAUGAAGUUAUCCUGCUCCCUAAUGAUAAUUCACAAAGCUCAGGAGCUGAGCUUCAGUAACAGUCCUCCUCUGGAACCAGUGAUGGACAGUCAGAAAGAUCAGGAGACUUGCCAUAUGUAUCAUAUAAUUUACAACAGCACAGUCAAGGAUUUCCUCAUCUUUAAUGUCCCCUCCCCCCCACCCAUUUUUAAGAAUAUUUAACCUGGCUGUAACAAUUUCUUCCUCACUGAAGUAUGGCACACAAGCUAUAAACCAAAAAGCAAGUAGCAUAAUGCUAGCCAUUUGUAAGUUAUGGGUGUGCAAAUUAAUUACAAUCUGUUGUUUUCAAGCACCUUUUAAUUUGCCUAAAAUAGAACCUUUUGGUUAAUUUUGCUGGCAGGUAGUGAUGCCAUUAACACUAAAGAGAGGUACACAGCUAAAAUUACCCACCUUCUGAACUAAAAAUGUACUCAGUUGUUUACAUUGUGGGCUGGCAUCUACAAGAAUGUUUACCUUGACAACCCAACAUUCCUAAAUGGCCUUAAUUUAUUUUGUUACAUAUGGUCGUUACACAUGAAAGCACCUUUUACCCUAAAGUCUCUUUUCUGAGCCCAUUUUUAAACUUGGCAGAACAUUUUUGAAUUUGGAUACCAAAAUUAGGGUAUUCAGUUCUGUGCUUGAGUGUUCAAAAUGACACAUGGAGCCUGAAAUAAAUACUUGACAGCAUUGAUGCCACCCAACUACAAAUUGGAGCACUUGAGAGUGAAAAUUAGGCAUGUAGGACGUGAUCUGGGCAGGUGACUCCCCUUAACUGCAAAAAUAGAGUUUGUAGGUGAAGGUAUUUGGCAUCCUGCAAGAUCAGGCCUUUAGUUUGUAAGUGCGACACUUUAGCCUGAUGGUUCAUGUCAACAAUGUGCAUUACUACAAGAUGGCAAACCAAUGAGAUGCCAACUACAAUACAGAAAUAGAUACAGGGACCAGAAGAGGGCUGGGGGUACUUACAUACAUUUUAAAGACUUCAGCAUAAGGUGUUACCUUGAACACACUAGUAAGACCUGAAUGACUGUGAGCUGUGAACAUAAUAAAACCUCUUUUUAAGGUUGCUGUGCUGCUCCUAGCUAAAUUCUUUGCUUUUUUUAUUGUGAUUGCCUUUAUAUUUUGCUUCACUUUGUGAUCAUCAAGCUGGCUCUUGAGUUCUGUUCUAAACCCAAAAUGAUGCAAGGAACCUAGCCCAAACUGUCACUCUGUACCAUGUCCAGAGUAAGUAAUGGUAUGAGCUUGAUGCUCUACAAUCAAGUACUUAUAAAAUUCAACCUCCCUCUUCUUUCUCUAGACAUCAGGGCAGAGUUCCACAUGGGUGAUAAAGCAUUUCUUUUUAUAGUAGGUUUGUAAAAACCAACUGAGGUUUGUUUCCAUUUGCCUGCCUUUCUGCAAAAGCUCUGUGUUUUCUGGAAAUAAAUGUGCUAUAAUUAAUUGCAAAGUUUUAAAUAAAAUAUUGGAAUAUUUAAAAGACAUUAUAUUAUUUCUUCUAAUAUUGCAAUAUCCAUAUUAUAAUAAUGUACAUUAAAUUUUAAAAAUCAGCUAUGUGGUCAGUAAAACUGUACUAUUCAGUAUUACUGUGUUUAUUUUCAAUGUAUAAAUAAAAUGGUGAAUUGAAUGUUCA